ACGCGGAAGUGCAAAAGCUAAAUGAGCUAAGGAAGUUACACCAAAAGUUUUCCUGUUUCUGGUUCUGUUUGGUUGUGGGUCUGUUCAAAACACAACGGAGAAACCGUACUAUAAGCAAGGAAAGGGGUCGGUAAACACAAACAAAGCUAAUCUCUGGUUCGUUUAUAUUUGCAACCGCUAAAAGUAAUUUUUCCUGGAAAGUCGAGGGCUGCGACGACUGACACGGCAGAGGUUUGAAAGUGUCGGUCGGGUAUCUUCGUCAGAGGACUCGCAGCACUCAGCAAGUGAUUUUUGUGGACAGAAAUGAAUGUCAGUUCAAGUGAAGACGGUGGGACAAGCGGGCAACGGUUUAGCUACCGGAACGGCCCCAAACCCUGGUCGGUGGUCGCACUAUCAGUCCUGGGCUCGGCAUGCGCCGUAUCCGCCGCCGGCGCUGUGUGCGCCUUCAUCUACCCCGUCCUGAGAGAACUGCGGACUGAGACAGUGAGAGGAGAGGAUGGCACUGAAGUCAGGAUACUGGGUUUCUGGAGUAUCUUGGUGUUGUCAGUGUUAGCUGGGUGGCUCUGCUGGGCUUUUUCAUGGACUCUCACCUACCUGGACUCAUACAAACCCAGCGGGGGGGUCGCAACCCCCCUGGCACUCUCCCACCUCAGGCAGGUGCCAGACCAGGGUUUCCACAUGGACUACAGUGUUGCUGUCCUGAAUGGCAUCAUGGCCAUGCUUACCGUCAUCUGGACCCUCAGUUGACACAGACACACACACACACCCUCCCCGGCUUGGUAUUUCUCCCUACAUUAGCACUGACACACUGUCUUACUUUAUGUCCCAACGCUGUACAAUCAGUCUCAACUUGCAUGAAAACCAGCAAUAAACAGCCACUUUGUACAUG
Molecule: messenger RNA, 889 nt
Organism: Myripristis murdjan (pinecone soldierfish)
Lineage: Eukaryota; Metazoa; Chordata; Actinopteri; Holocentriformes; Holocentridae
Gene: arl6ip6
Product: ADP-ribosylation factor-like 6 interacting protein 6
Exons: 4
Coding region: 304-747 (147 amino acids)
Source: RefSeq, a predicted model, not a curated record